Stomoxys calcitrans (stable fly) is the source of this 2268-nucleotide messenger RNA. RefSeq lists its product as uncharacterized. The transcript has a single exon. The record is from RefSeq and is a predicted model, not a curated record. The coding region runs from base 1 to 2268 and encodes 755 amino acids. NCBI's taxonomy places the organism in Eukaryota, Metazoa, Arthropoda, Insecta, Diptera, Muscidae.
AUGGAAGAAUUCAUUUUCGAUUCUGAUAAUUUAAUAACAUUUUCUGCUAGCUUUGGCGACACGCCCGUGGAGGACCUUUCCGAUUCUCGCCUUGAAGUUGCUCUUCAGGAGCUAAAUGAUAGAUGGACAAUUCUUCAAAAGACUUAUAGGACACUUUGUAUUUCGAAGGACUCAAAUUCUGAUGAGGGGCUGCUACAGUCAGCUAGAAAGAAGUUUGUUAAAUGUACAAGUGACUUUCAGUCUUGUAAAGCCAGGAUUUUGGACUUGCAAAAGACCCUCAUAAACCCCUAUAAUUCAUCCUCUUCUCCUGUUUUAGAAAGUCCAAUUAUGGACAACUCUGUUCCCUGCAUAAAGGUCCCUCCUUGCGACACAGAGAUCUUCUAUGGGGGCUAUGAGGAAUGGCCCUCAUUCAGGGACAUGUUCUCCGCAGUGUAUGGAGAACAUCCCAGAUUAUCGGCCGUACAAAAGUUGUAUCACCUUCGUUUGAAGGUAAGAGGCCAGGCGGCACUUAUUGUGAAGAAAUAUAAGCUCUGUGGAGAGAAUUUUGCUCUGGCGUGGGAUGCUUUAAAGACUCGUUACGAAAACAGGAGAAUUUUGGUCGACAACCAACUAAAAAUCCUCCUCAAUUUAAAGCAAAUCCCCUCCGAAAGCAGCGAGGCCCUUCAGGAAAUCCAGGCUACAAUAAAUGAUUGUUUGGCCGCUUUAAAUGCUCAGAAAAUUUCCACAGCCGAUUGGGACCCUAUCCUCGUGUUUUUGUGCUCUACAAAACUCCCACAUGAAACCCUUUCACUAUGGGAACAGUCAUUGAAAUCACAUAGGGAUCUCCCCAAUUGGGACCAAAUGGAUACCUUUCUUUCCAAUCGGUAUGAGGUGGUCGAAAGACUCAAUAGCAUCCAGGGCGCCAAGAAAGGGAACAGUAGAAAACAGGAUUCUGAUAUUCAUGCUUUCAAUACAGAAAGUAAAGCCCAAUUUCCCUGUAAGAUUUGCAACUCCAACCAUUCUCUUCGAAGCUGCCAAGAAUUCCUAAAAAUGAGUCCCCAAGCUCGCAGCGAAUUUGUACGGCAGAAUAAUACGUGUUUAAACUGCUUGUCAUAUACACAUAUUCGGAGCGAUUGCAAAAGCAAAUUUCUGUGCACAACGUGCAAGAAAAACCACCAUACGCUCUUGCACUUUCCCAAUUCCAACACCAAAUCUUCUCCAAACAAGUCUAACGUAAAUACCACAAACCCUGUUGACGUAAACUCUCCUAUUGAAUUACCAUCCACUUCCACUCCUAGCCAAGACUUUUACCAAGUGACCCAAACGUCGUCUCAUUAUGUUUCCGAGAACAACCAGCUCUGCGAGAAAACCCUUUUGCCAACCGCUUUAGUCUCCAUAAUCCAUAAUGGAGACACAUUUAGUGCUCGUGCUUUUCUUGACCAAGGGUCAGAAAAAACCUUUAUCUCUAAACGUUUGCAGCAGCGUUUGUUGCUUCCAACCGAACCAAUGAAUUUUCAAAUACGGGGAAUGGGCGGCGGUGUAGUGGCAAACUCAAAGUCCUUUUGUAAGCUCACCCUAUAUUCGAGGAAACAUGACCACUCGCUGGCCAUCCAAGCAAUUGUCGUCCCCAAGAUAACCCGACUACUGCCAAACUUUUUUGUCCCUCAAUCAGAUUAUUCUUAUGACGAUUUAUCUGAUUUAGAUCUGGCUGAUCCUGAAUUCUUUUCUCCUGGACCCGUAGAUUUGUUGAUCGGCAGCAAUGUCAUGCCAAAAUUACUUCUUGAUGGGGUCAAGAAGUUGCCAAAUUCUCUUUUGGCCCAAGCGACUAUAUUUGGGUGGAUAAUUAGCGGUCCAUUAGAAACCCUCAAUUGCUCAUCAUUCGCUAUUGAAACCACCGAAACUUCUGAGGAUCCGAUAAGCCAACAACUGCGAUUGUUUUGGGAGCAGGAAGAGAUUCUUUCAAGCCCUCCUAUAUCCCCAGAUGAUGAGUAUUGCGAAAGUUUUUUCUGUCAAACCACCACUCGAAACGCAGAAGGUCGAUACAUAGUAAAACUUCCUUUUAAGUCCGAAAAUCACAAGGAACUAGGUCUAGGCAUUUCACGACAUAUUUCCCUUAUCCAGUACUUGCGUAUGGAACAGUCUCUAGGCAGGAAACCAGAAAUGGCGAACACAUAUUACAAUAUAUUAAAGGAAUAUAUUUCCCUUGGCCAUAUGGAGGAGGUUACGCCUCAUGAAAUUUCCAAAGACUCAUCUCAAAGUACAUACUACCUCCUCAGGAAAGUCCCUUAA